UGUUUGUACUAAGCGAGCGUGGAAGGGAUGGAAGCACAAGCCAAGAGGGUGUAAACUGGGCCUGGAACCGAACCUGAGGCAAGAACCGAACCGGCAGAGUCCACGACCUCUAGUCGCGGUCCCCUGAAGUUUUUGUGUGGAGCUCUGCGGUUACACAGGAGGGUCAUGCCGAGUACAACCGAGUCUAAUGUCCCCCUGCAUCGCUAUAAAGCCAAGCACUGUUACAAUGACUGCACCGACAGCGGGUACUCGGGUUUGUUCCAGAGCCCAGGGAGCACCACUGGAGUCUCCUUUACAUCAACAUCUCCAGCAGAAUUCAUUGAAACUCCUAAAGAAAACCUUAAGCUUAUUGCCUCUCCUAAAGAGAGAGUCGGAGACUCCAGGGAAGUACCACAGUCAUCUGCCAUCAGCUGGUGUGAAACUCCAAAAGUAUAUAAAAGAGAUGCUUCGCUGCGACACAGACUUGUAUUCUGCAAACCCACUACAGUCAGUGGUGCACAAUCACCUUCUACCUCAAAUACUGAAUCCACCUGUGGUGUCAGGUCUGAACAGUGGCUCAGUGCAUCCUUUGACUCAUUAGACCUUCUGACUGUCGGGGCAUCGAACACUGUAAAACUGGACCAGGAUCUGUCUCUUUCCGUCAGGAAACGCCAUCUCUUCACACAAGUGAGGACCUCCACUGUAAAAGAUGGCAGACUCGACAUUUGUAACCUGUCCUCCUUUGAAAGAAGUGUUUCCCUCACAGAGACAGAAUUCAGUGGAGACGUUUCAGCCUCCGAUCAUCUGGAUCCAAAUGCUCCAGGGUUGCUGCCUGUUAUACCGCUAGAAAGCAGUGUCACUAAUAUCCUCUAUGACUGCGCACGUGGUUUCUGCACACCAACGUUGGCACAAACGCCCAAAUACAUCAGGUAAAUAUCUGUGGACAGUGGGUUCAGUUCACUGACUCUUGAUAAAUCCCAAGACUCCUCGUUGGAUCAGGACGGCUCCUUCCAGGAGCUGCUGCUUUCUUCUUCCAGAGGAAACGACGAACCUCAAAGUGUGUCCGUUACUAAACGUCGCUCCCGUUUGCAGCGACAGCAUAGACUUUCUACUCUUAAAGAAGGUGGCUCGCAGUCUGACGACAAUCCAGUGGAAAAGCCAACCUCUAAGUGCUAUGACCAUUCUAAAGAAGAUGAGGUUUUUGCUGAUGACUCUACUCCUUACAGUGCAUGGUCUCCUAAAUGUUUUAGUAGCUUGACCUUCGCAAAACAUGAUUAUGUUACUCCUCAAGGAGUCCCUACAUCCAGACCUGAGAACUCUACACCUAACUGUGCAGGUUCUUCUACUCCUACCAUCACUCCUCUCAGAACAACCCCGGUCAACUUGUCUUUGACUCCAGCCUUACAGCUGGUUCAUACCAUGUGCCAACACAAAGUUCAGAUGUUUUCUGGCCAAACUCCAAGCCUGAAGGAAGAGCUGAAGUCAACCAUGGCUCUGGCUAAGACUCCGCUUGCCUUCGGGACCACAAUGCCAUUGGCAGGGCUGAUAGGCAGGAAGAUGGGCCUGGGGAAGGUGGACAUUCUGACUGAGCUGAAGAAGAGAAAUCUCAAGCACAUCCUGGAUAUUAUAUUCAGCGUUUUGAACUCCGAGUGUGUCUACAGGUGUGGUCUUGUGUGCAAAAGUUGGAAUGAAAUUAUUCUGCAGAACCAUCAGGCUAACCUGAGGAGGACAGAAUACCUGAGUGAGGUAGAAGCUGUGCUCGAGGGUGGUGGUGCUGUUCAAGUCUGUGAUGCAGAGACCAGAGUUACUCUGUCCAAACGGUCGGCUUUAAAGACCGUUCAGGCCCGGUCCAGAACCUCCAGUUUCUGCACCCCACUGUCUGCAAAUAGCACUUUCACCCCAUUACAGCACAGCAACAGCAAGCGGGAUAAAUUUCUGGAGGUUGCUAAAACCCUCUUCAUCGAUGAGUGCCUCAAGGCUUGUCCGAGAUGUCAGGAUCCAGCAAGGUGCCAUUCAGUGAAGGGGGAGGGAGUGUGCAGCCGGCCUGACUGUGGCUUUCAGUUCUGUGUUUCAUGCUUGUGUGCCUUUCAUGGCUCCAGGGAGUGUGGAAGUCGGUCCGGAGGCCGACGCAAGAAGGACAGUUUGCUCCCAGGAAGCGCUCAAAGCAAGCGGAACAUUAGGAGACUGUGA
Nematolebias whitei (Rio pearlfish) is the source of this 2169-nucleotide messenger RNA. It is a transcript of the gene fbxo43, whose product is annotated as F-box protein 43. Gene Ontology annotation, biological process: regulation of mitotic nuclear division; negative regulation of meiotic nuclear division. Gene Ontology annotation, cellular component: nucleus. NCBI's taxonomy places the organism in Eukaryota, Metazoa, Chordata, Actinopteri, Cyprinodontiformes, Rivulidae. The record is from RefSeq and is a predicted model, not a curated record. The transcript is spliced from 6 exons. Gene Ontology annotation, molecular function: protein binding; zinc ion binding.